Molecule: messenger RNA, 369 nt
Organism: Cooperia oncophora
Lineage: Eukaryota; Metazoa; Nematoda; Chromadorea; Rhabditida; Trichostrongylidae
Source: the annotation of a GenBank genome assembly
AUGGAAGUCAUUGUCGAGAGCUAUGAAAGGACAAUUUCGAUCGACCCGAUGUCGGUCCGAAUGGAAGUUUUGGUGGGAAAAAGCGUGCAAUUCGAACGCAUAAGGAAUGAGCCUGUGGUUUUCAUUCAUGGUAACGGUGACGCUGCAUUGCAUACUCAGGCCCCCCUGGCGACUGGAUGGAGCAGAUCUAUUCAAUACUUUUUGGAGCAGAAUUAUACAGAAGGUGAACUCUACGCAACCACCUGGGGAGAUGCCUGGGAAAAAAUAAAACAUACCGGCUCGGUACUGGACAGCUACAGCACCAUGCACACCUGCAGCAAUCUGCUAUUCCUUCGAAGGUCACUUUGCAUCACGAUCACCAAUUUAUAG